CAUGACAGUAGGAUUCUUGUGAGAUAUGGGCGGCUCCAGCCUUAAACAGCAAAAGAGGUGCAAAUGAAGUCUCGGGUUGGACUGAAGCGUGUGGACUCCUCCUCUCAUGGGAAGAGUAACUGAGCAACCGGCCCCCACAUCACAACAGCAAAAAGCACUGACACUAGUCAGAAGUCAACGCUAACGUUUCUGUUCACAGUCCUGAGCGUUAAACCGAGGUCGUGCUGAAAGUCACAUUCCACGGGUGUGUUUGUGAAUGUUUAAUCUCGUCCCGGCAGACCCGAGCGGACAUCGAUUGAACUGAAAGGAUAUCUCCAAUCUGCUCUUCCAAUGAAGGACUAUUAUGGUCCAACUUGAGAGCGUCAAGUGCAGUUUUCUCCUCUGCCUUGGUAUCUGCAUCAUCUUCUGUUCCGCCAUCUACCUGAAAGCCAAAAUAUCCAACGCGCCCCAAGCUUUCGUCAUAACCUGUCAACUCCUGCCGGAAAACUGCCCCAUCCUUCCAUCGCCGACGCCGGCCUUCAGAUGGGAACGACAAGACUGCACCAUCAACAAAAUCGUUGACGCAGAAACCAACUGCAGUCGACUGCGAUCGGAACUUCAUUUCAUCACGGUGCCUUUAAGCAAAGAAGAGAAGGACUUCCCUUUAGCCUUCAUCAUCACCAUACACAAAGAACUGGAGGCGUUCGUUCGGCUUCUGAGGUCCAUCUACACACCGCAGAACAUCUACUGCGUUCACGUGGACGCUAAAGCACCUGCGGACUACAAGACGAGCGUUUGGAAUCUCGUCAGGUGCUUACCGAACGUCUUUCUGGCCAGCGUCAGCGAAAGAGUGACGUACGCCGGAUUCUCCCGUCUGAAGGCGGACAUCAAUUGCAUGAAGGACCUCAUGAGAUCUCCGGUCAAAUGGAGGAGGGUGAUCAAUUUAUGCGGACAGGAUUUCCCAAUUCAGACCAACCUGGAGUUGGUCCGGUACAUGCGGGGAUCUGAAUGGAGAGGUAAGAACAUGGCGCCGGGAGUCAGACAGCCACCGUACAUACGUCAUAGAACUCGGUAUCAAUACGUGGAGGUCAAGGACUCUGUGGCACCGAGGGGCAGAGGUCAAACCAAGGGACCCCCUCCACACAACCUGACAAUCUACUUCGGGACUGCCUAUUAUUCUUUGACAAGAGCGUUUGCGCAGUAUGUAAUAAACAGUGCGGUGGCCAAAGACCUGUUGAGCUGGUCUAGAGACACCUUCAGUCCAGAUGAGCAUUACUGGGUGACUUUAAACCACGUGGAGGAAGCGCCAGGCAGUGAUGUGAACGGUGGAUGGGAAGGAAACAUUCGUGCUAUCAAAUGGAAGGAUCAGGAGGGAACUUCACACCGGGGCUGCAAAGGGCGAUACGUCAGGGAUAUCUGCAUCUUCGGGACUGGAGACCUGCCGUGGGUUGUGGAAAAAUACAGCAUGUUUGCUAAUAAAUUUGAGACUACGAGCUUCCCCAAAGCUUUGGAUUGUCUGGAAUUGUGGCACAGACACAAAGUUCUCCAGCAAGCAUCAGUUCCCGUUCAGCCGUCUUGGCAGCUCAUCACAGAGGUCCCUGAAAGCACUGAAACUCAACAACAGAGCACCACUUUAUCAUUUCCUUAAAUCAAAUCACGGGAUCAUUCAUGUCGAUGUGAAGCUAUAGCUCAUGAUGUGUCAGGGCUGCGAGGGACAAGAUGGUUAUUAUAUAUAUAUAUAUGUUGAGUGUGUCUCAGGCAUCAAUUGUGCUUUAUCAAUGUAGCCGAUUUCAUUCGGAAAAACUGCCUUUGGUUUUACUUGCUGUUGUUUUAGUGUGAACUUUACUUUAUUGCUAUUAUUAUGAUGAUGAGGAAUAUAAUCCUUCCCAAAUAACACUUCUAGCACAUUUUACAAUAAAACUGGCGAUUAGAAUAAACAUCGUGUUUAUGCCAGGAUAAAGAUUCUUGAUGUUGUUAAAAGCUACAUUGACAAUGUCAACAGUGCAUUAAAAAUGGAGAGUUUUACUCCGGAAUCAAAGCGUCAGUUCCACCAUCCGACCUUCUUGGUUUUUAUAUCUUCAUAAUUUUAAUCUAUUUUUUGAAAUAUUUAUUUGUUGAAUAAACUUGAAAAAAAACUUUUUUUCCAAUGUAUAUACACCCUCGAUUGAACCCACUGCAAAUUGCUGGAGACGAAUGAUCAACAUGAAUGUAAAUCUGACCACCACUGAAUGGUGGUCAGAUUUACAUUAAACUGCCCUUUAAUAAAUCACAUCAAACUUUCAUUAUUUCAACCUCGUAUUUACAAUAUGUAAAUCUUUACGCAAAACACACAUCUGUUCUGAAGAGGUAACAUUUCACUUGAUGUUGGAUAAUCUUCAUAAUCCUCACUUGUAUUUACUCAUUUUUGGUUCCAAAUCAGUCACUUUGAGCCAAAAGUUGGAAAAAAUAUCAGUUCAACCGGUAAACUGGGGAAAGCCAUUACAUCACCACAACAUAACCAGGAUCAGACAUUUGAGUAAAAAUAAAGAAGCAAAGACACGUCUGUGGCUGUCCUUCACUUCAACAAGAGACCAACAUUUCCCCGGAUCUACACAGAAGAACCUGAAGAAAAUCUAGAGAACAGAAUAUCAGCGACCAGCGUGCGGCCCGCUCAUAUCACAUGCAUUUAUCACAGUGUUGUAAUCGAGUUGACCGAUAAUGGCAUAGAAAGGUCCGGUCAUGAGAUCCGUGCCGCCGCCUCGGGGGUGAAACACAGACCUGACAGAUGGACAUUCAAAGAGGCAAAAAUGUAUUGUAACGCAAUACAUAACCACAGAUUAUGAUUAACAGCACGGAGUAUAGUUAAAAAUUUGCUUUUGAAACGCAUGUCAUGCAGGUGUUUGUACAGCAUAUUCAAAUGUCGAUAAAUGUUUGUCCAAGCGCAGUAGAGACCGGCACGUUCCAUCGCGGCUUGUUUACGCCGGCAUGGAAAGACGACGACUCCGGGAUGCAUUUUUCCUAUUUCCGCCCUAUUGCUUAGAUUAAUUGAGACGAAUGCCAUGGAGAAAUGUCUGCUCGCUGAGCCUGAAACCAAUUAGAACAAAGCAGGGCACGGCGAGGUUAAUGAUUCACUAUUGAGAGCACACUACCGAGUCUGCACUCAUUAGCCACGGUCCAACCACACACACACACACACAAUGCAGAAUGUACACACAGUAAGGCCGAAAACACGGAUGUUAGAUCGCUGCUGGCGUCUCGACUACUGCUCUACUGCUCUAAUAUUUACUUGAUAAUGAGGCUUUGUUCAGCUUUAUCAAAGUCCAAUAAUGAGCCUGGAGAAUAGAAUGAAUUAUAAAUGAACAAACACACUAGCGGCUUUAGUGAGAGUUACCAGCAGAGAAGAUAAAACUAAAGGCCUGAUAUACUUCCGUCCAUAUUAAGGGCCGAUCGGGCAUGAUGUCAUUUAAAGUCCAGAGAUACUGAGAAGCAACAGAGAGAGAUGAUGCUCAACACUGACGCAUGUGUACUGAACAUUACUAAUGCCAUUCACAGAAUUAUGUAACCACAGUUGUAACCCAGAACCUCCAGGAAAAUUGGGGACAUCAUUGCUUAAACCGUGUUGUAUAUAUUGUUUUAACGGAUGUACGAGCCGGGACUGCAGUUAACUUCCGGUUUGUGUUUGGCUAGAGCCUAAUAAUAUAACUAUUUAUAUUUUAUUUUGUUUAUGUUCAUAUUAAUUUCUAUAAUUAUUUAAACAUAUAAUAAUUGUAUUAAAUAAACGAUUUGUUGAAUGUUCAUUUUAUAAAAAAAUGAUGUGUUAAAUGUGUCCUGUAGUUCGUUAGCAUUUAAAGAAACCAUAUGGUACACUGACAUCUAGCGUUUGAGCUUGGUAUCGCAGUCUUAAUUUAAAAUAUUGGAGAGAGGAGCUUAGCCAAGUAAAGGUUUCUGUUGAUUGUUAUUAGAAAUCGUUUUAAGGCACAUUAUUGUUUGUGAAUGUCUACCGGAAGUGAAGGGCAGUCCAGGAACGUGGGGUAACGUUUGUUUGUGUUGUCACUUUGAAAGCGUCUAUAAAAGUCAAAAACAUCUUAGUAUUAUUUGUGUAGAGUUUUGGGAGUAAUAUCAACAUACAGAAAUGUUAAAGAGUGAACAAACCGAACA
Triplophysa dalaica is the source of this 4116-nucleotide messenger RNA. It is a transcript of the gene gcnt7, whose product is annotated as glucosaminyl (N-acetyl) transferase family member 7. Lineage: Eukaryota; Metazoa; Chordata; Actinopteri; Cypriniformes; Nemacheilidae. Bases 344 to 1627 code for a protein of 427 amino acids. Gene Ontology annotation, molecular function: acetylglucosaminyltransferase activity. Gene Ontology annotation, cellular component: membrane. The record is from RefSeq and is a predicted model, not a curated record. The transcript has 4 exons.